Glycine soja is the source of this 1265-nucleotide messenger RNA. Its product is annotated as prolyl 4-hydroxylase 1-like. The record is from RefSeq and is a predicted model, not a curated record. Bases 169 to 1032 code for a protein of 287 amino acids. Lineage: Eukaryota; Viridiplantae; Streptophyta; Magnoliopsida; Fabales; Fabaceae. The transcript is spliced from 12 exons. Gene Ontology annotation, biological process: peptidyl-proline hydroxylation to 4-hydroxy-L-proline. Gene Ontology annotation, molecular function: procollagen-proline 4-dioxygenase activity; iron ion binding; L-ascorbic acid binding. Gene Ontology annotation, cellular component: endoplasmic reticulum.
UAGCAGAGGCAAAGGAAGUAAGGAAGGAAAGGGAGAGCAUAAAAGCAGCAAUGGGCAUUAGAAAGCGGUCUGUGAUUGUUGAGUUGACGAUUGAAGAAGGAAGGAGAGAGAGUGUGUGUGUGUGUGUGAUUCACAUUCUGAUCUUGAAUUGAAUUCAUCUCCAACUCCAUGGCUCCGGCGAUGAGGAUCGUUUUCGGUCUUCUCACUUUUGUCACCGUCGGAAUGAUUAUAGGCGCUCUCUCUCAAUUGGCCAUCAUACGAAGAUUGGAAGACUCUUACGGCACCGAUUCUUUGCCAUUUAGAAGAUUGCGUGGACUCGACACUGAUCGUCACCUUCAAUUGCCAAGAGGUGUUCCUUUUUGGAAUAAUGACAAGGAAGCAGAAAUCUUACGCCUUGAAUAUGUCAAACCUGAAGUGCUUAACUGGUCUCCACGAAUUAUUUUACUUCAUAACUUCCUGAGCAUGGAGGAAUGUGAUUAUCUCAGGGCUUUAGCUCUCCCUCGCCUGCAUAUUUCAACUGUUGUGGAUACAAAAACUGGAAAGGGAAUCAAGAGUGAUGUCAGGACUAGCUCUGGUAUGUUUUUGAAUUCUAAAGAGAGAAAAUAUCCUAUGGUACAAGCAAUUGAAAAAAGAAUUUCUGUCUAUUCUCAAAUACCAAUUGAAAAUGGAGAGCUUAUGCAAGUCCUGAGGUACGAGAAGAAUCAAUAUUACAAACCACAUCAUGACUAUUUUUCUGAUACUUUCAACUUGAAGCGUGGUGGGCAGCGAAUAGCCACAAUGCUUAUGUAUUUAAGUGACAAUAUUGAAGGAGGAGAAACAUAUUUUCCAUUGGCUGGUUCAGGUGAAUGCAGCUGUGGUGGGAAACUUGUCAAAGGGCUAUCUGUGAAGCCGAUUAAAGGAAAUGCAGUGCUUUUCUGGAGUAUGGGACUGGAUGGACAGUCAGAUCCGAAUAGUGUGCAUGGAGGAUGUGAGGUAAUCUCUGGGGAGAAGUGGUCAGCUACCAAGUGGUUGAGGCAGACGACUCACACUUGAUUUUUUAGCUGUCAACAUCUUGUGCGGUGUGACUCAAGAAAAAAAAAAUCACUAAUUGGAUUUCCCCCGUUAUAUUUGUACUCAUGAAAAAUUAGUUAUUGAUAUUAUAAGCACUUGAUAGUGUUAACCUUCGAUCAAUAAACUACAGCAUAAUCUGAUAUUAUUAUAAGAUGCUCCAUGUAUGGUUUUAUCUAUACCAUUGGUUGCGAAUGAUAUAGUCCUCAUUUAUUCAA